AUGAAGUACACCUCCGAGUCCCUUGUCGAUGAGGCUUACCUCACGACAUCUGAAACCUUCGCCUCCCAUCGCACCAAGCCUCUUAGCUGGCGCAUUGACCAGCUGCGAAAGACAUGGUGGAUGAUCGAGGACAACAAAGAGCGGAUUGCAGAGGCGCUUUACAAAGACAUGAAUAAGCACAAGCAAGAUUCCCUGUCCGUUGAUGCAGGCGGAAUUCAAACCGCCUGUCUCGAGGCGCUGAAGCACCUCAAAGAAUGGACCGCGGACGACAAACCCAACAGGACCGAGCCCCUCAACUUCCUUGGCGGCGCAAGAAUCCGCAAGGAGCCCAAAGGCGUCGCCCUCAUCAUAUCGGCGUGGAACUACCCCUUCAUGGAGCUACUUGAGCCCAUGAUAUGUGCCAUCGCUGCAGGGUGCACCAUGGUCCUCAAGCCGAGCGAACUGGCAGUGGCCUCCCAAGACUUGAUCGCGGAGAUUGUGCCCACGUACCUGGACCAAGACGCCAUCAGAGUCGUCACUGCCGGACCUGAAGGGAUGAACCACAUUCUGGACAAGAAGUGGGACCACAUCUUCUUCACUGGCUCGACUCCUGUUGGCAAAAUCAUCUACGCCAAAGCCGCUGUUCACUUAACCACGGUGACACUUGAGUUGGGUGGAAGGGGCCCGGCAAUCGUUACUCCCAAGGCCAAUAUCGAUCUGGCUGCAAAGAGAAUCGCUUCAGCUAAAAUCAUGAAUGCUGGACAGGUGUGCCUAAGCGUGAACCACGUAUUCGUCGAUCCCUCGAUCAAGGAGGAAUUCGUGAAAGCCCUACUCAAAUACUUCAAUUUAUUCCUUUCCGAGACGUCUGAGCAACCGACUUAUUACAGCUCGAUCAUCAACGAGCGCAACUUCGAUCGUCUAGAACGUCUCCUUCAGCAAAGUUCUGGCAAGAUCAUUUACGGCGGCAAUCUCGAUAAGAAGACGCGGUACUUCUCUCCAACAAUUGUCGACGGCGUUUUACCAUCGGACUCACUCAUGACGGAGGAGCUAUUCGGGCCUAUCCUUCCCAUCUUGGAGGGUACUUUGGAUGAAGCCAUCGCGUACACCAACAAGUUCGAUCAUCCGUUAGCACUGUACGGAUUCACCGACUCUCAAGAAGAGAAGAACAAAAUCCUCAGCCAGACGUCCUCCGGAGGUGUGACUUUGAAUGACUGCAUUCUGCACAUGACGAUCAAGGGUGCGCCAUUCGGAGGUGUCGGGGGCUCCGGAAUUGGAUCCUAUCACGGACCAUACGGCUUCAAGGAAUUCACGCACUUGAGAACGGUGGUCAACGUUCCAGGCUGGAUGGAAUUUCUAUUCAAGUUCAGAUACCCACCCUACACCGAUGAGACGGCGGCGGCAAUGAUCAAGUUCUCGGCGCCCGUGACAAAGGUACCGUUUGACAGGCACGGCAAGGAUACGACGUCUUGGCUUAGCCGGGCAGUCAAAUUCUUGACAAAGGGCGCGGUAGCUGUACUCCUACUUGCUUUUCUGAAAUUGAAAGGAUGGGCAUCGUUGGACAUGCUGAAGGGCCUGAGGAAAAGUUAG
Messenger RNA from Ilyonectria robusta, 1566 nucleotides. RefSeq names its product putative aldehyde dehydrogenase. Gene Ontology annotation, molecular function: aldehyde dehydrogenase (NAD+) activity. Gene Ontology annotation, cellular component: cytoplasm. Lineage: Eukaryota; Fungi; Ascomycota; Sordariomycetes; Hypocreales; Nectriaceae. The record is from RefSeq and is a predicted model, not a curated record. Gene Ontology annotation, biological process: aldehyde metabolic process. The coding region runs from base 1 to 1566 and encodes 521 amino acids. The transcript is spliced from 3 exons.